UUAUAAGUAUUUUAAUAACAUUUCCAAAAAUCUGCAAAAUGGCUUACACUUUAGUGUUGCCAAGUAUAGCCUGCUCCACCACCCCCUUAUCAGAGUCCUACUCCAAACCUUGUGGUAUUAUAUAACAAAGUGUGCAUGUGAGGAUAAUUACUAAUGCAAGCAAGGGGAGUUGAGGAGAGACAGCAGGUACUGCUAUUGUUUGUUGCCAAGAGGCUUGCUCGUUUCCAUGGGGAUAAUGUCUCAUGCUUUGUGAAAGCUUCAGCAUUAUACUGUGCACUGCUUUAGUCCGGUGUCAUGUGACUUCACCCUAUCGUGCACAAUUGCAUGCUGCAGAAGAUAUGGCCUGGAUAGCACCUUCCAUAUAUGGAAAUGCUCAGGGGGGAGCUUGCUGCAAACAAAACUAUGCCUGAUCUAAAGGGGUUAAAACCGAAACAGUUUUGCAGUAGCCGAAUCGAGUUGGGAGAUGUUACACCACACAACAUAAAACAGCUGAAGAGGUUAAACCAGGUUAUCUUUCCUGUGAGCUACAAUGACAAAUUCUAUAAGGAUGUCUUGGAGGUUGGAGAACUUGCAAAACUUGCAUAUUUCAAUGAUAUUGCAGUUGGUGCCGUGUGCUGUCGAGUUGAUCACUCACAGAAUCAGAAAAGGCUGUAUAUUAUGACCCUUGGGUGUCUGGCUCCAUACCGGAGGCUAGGAAUAGGAACAAAAAUGUUGAACCAUGUAUUAAACAUUUGUGAAAAAGAUGGCUCCUUUGACAACAUUUAUCUGCAUGUCCAGAUCAGUAAUGAAUCAGCCAUAGACUUCUACAGAAAGUUUGGCUUCGAGAUCAUCGAAACAAAGAAGAAUUAUUACAAGAGAAUAGAACCAGCUGAUGCCCACGUUCUGCAGAAAAACCUGAAAGUCUUGUCUCCUGUGCAGAAUGUAGAUGUGCGAAAGAAUGAAAAUUGAAGAAAAAAAAAUCUACGAACACUUUUUUUUUUUUUUUUUCUUGCACUUGCUUUCGCCAAAUAUUGGAAAGAGACCAGUUGUUUUCCUCCUACCGCACUUCUAAUAUCUCUUCUUCCUUCGUUUAAACAAAAAAGAGAAACGAUGAUGAAUGCUUCUUCCAAGAGCAGUACAAUCUGUCACACAUUUUGGUUGUUUGAACUAUGAAAAGGUUUUUUUUCCGAUAUUUGUGGAGAUUAUACUGGCAGGGGGUACACGGAUUUCUUACGGCUUUUCAACUUUUUUUCUGUUUGGGAAAGUGAGUGGCUUCUAUCAGUCUGGAAUACUCUCUAAAUAAAAUCUAAUUUCUUUUUAGCA
Bombina bombina (fire-bellied toad) is the source of this 1302-nucleotide messenger RNA. RefSeq names its product N-alpha-acetyltransferase 50, NatE catalytic subunit (gene NAA50). The coding region runs from base 364 to 948 and encodes 194 amino acids. The record is from RefSeq and is a predicted model, not a curated record. NCBI's taxonomy places the organism in Eukaryota, Metazoa, Chordata, Amphibia, Anura, Bombinatoridae. Gene Ontology annotation, cellular component: NatA complex. The transcript is spliced from 5 exons. Gene Ontology annotation, molecular function: acyltransferase activity, transferring groups other than amino-acyl groups. Gene Ontology annotation, biological process: mitotic sister chromatid cohesion.